Messenger RNA from Sander lucioperca (pikeperch), 1180 nucleotides. RefSeq names its product ninjurin 1 (gene ninj1). Gene Ontology annotation, biological process: cell adhesion; tissue regeneration. Gene Ontology annotation, cellular component: membrane. Bases 298 to 735 code for a protein of 145 amino acids. The record is from RefSeq and is a predicted model, not a curated record. Lineage: Eukaryota; Metazoa; Chordata; Actinopteri; Perciformes; Percidae. The transcript has 3 exons.
UCACAUCAGAUUUUCCGUUUAACUGUGGGAAAUUACCCCAAUGCAUAGCAUCGCUACUAGUGAGUAACCUUUCCUGCUCAUACUUCUCCAACAGCCCACAGCUUUCUGAGGACGGUCGACCCGACCCCAUGUUGAUGUUGCAGGGGCGGUAACGUUAGCCUUUUCUACACUCUUGUCGUCACGGCAGCUUUUUCAUACAGUCUGUGUGUCUACCCACCGGCUGCUGAACCACCGACUCUUUUGAAGCUCACUCUAUAAACCAACCUAUUCGGGGUAUAUAACGCGGUUAUUAACAAGAUGGCUACGGAAAACUUGGAAAUGAACGGUGAUGGUGACCGAAACGGCAACGCGGAGGUCCCGCUGCGAGGCCGCUGGAGGCAGCAACAGGGGCCUCUGAACAUGAACCAUUAUGCCAAUAAGAAGAGUGCAGCAGAGAGCAUGCUGGACGUGGCUCUUCUGAUGGCUAAUGCCUCACAGAUGAAGGCUGUGCUGGAGCAAGGACCAGACUUCACCUUCUAUGUUCCCCUCAUUACUCUCAUUAGUAUCUCCCUCAUCCUGCAAAUCAUCGUGGGAGCUCUGCUCAUCUUCAUUGUUAAGUGGAACCUGAAUGAUGAAAGCAUGCACUACAAGCUGAACAUCAUGGAGAAUUUCGCCACAGCCUUCGUCUUCAUCAUAGUCGUGGUCAACGUAUUCAUCACAGCCUUUGGAGUCCAGCGGCCCAACCCAAGUGGUUGAUCACCCUUGACGUGACUCUCCGUGCCUGCUGAUCAACUUAGUAAAGAUGGACUUCCACAUUGUUUAUGCUAAUGAACAGGAUAUUUAUUCACCAAACUAAAUGGCUAGUAUAUAACAUACUGAGGAUCAGGUAGUGUGUGUGUGUGUGUGUGUGUGUUUGUGUGAGUGAGUGAGUGAGAGAGGAGUUACCUUCUCUAACUAUGGCUAUGGACAAAUUUGUGGUCAGUUUUCAUUGUAUGUGUUUCUCUUAUCAUGCUCAGGUUACUGAUGCAAAUAAGUGAUUGCCUUUACUUGCUAACAAAUAUCAGGAGCAAUAUACUGUACGUCAGUCACAACCAUUGUGAAUGUUUCCUGGGGGGAAAAAAAGACAUUCUGUUGUUAUUUUGAAAUGUAUCAGUAUCUGUCAGUCUAAACCUAAUGUAUGUCUACAGCUUAAAAAAAAAAA